AUGUCUUCCGUAGCUGAAUUCGUAGCUGCAGCCGAACGAGCUGAUCCAACUUUGACCGGAUCAAACGAUAAAGAUAAAGCUGAAAUCACAAAGCUUGUUUAUCAGACCGAAGGUUAUGUGAAUGACUUAUCUGCCCUCAAUGAGAAACUCACUCCCUUGACUUACCUCUAUUCCAACUACCCUUCUUCAGCGGAUGUAAGCUUAUAUGCCCAUCUUCACCCUACUUUGAUCUCUGCAUCGUCUACUCAACACCCUCAACAACCUUCUCUACUUCGAUAUUUCCUUCAAAUCCAAUCAUUAGAACCUGUUCAAUCAGCUCAAAAAUCAUUACCCAAUUCGUUCCCAUCUUUAGAUAUCGAUCUAUCUUCUUUACCUACUCCCGAACGAAAAGCCCCUCCACCUAAAGUGAAGAAGGAUAAGAAACCUGCGGCUGCCGCUGAUGCUAGUGCAGGAGGUGUGACUGAGACUGUUACAGGAGCUGUAUCAGCCGCCGUUGGGGCUGCCACUUCCGCUGCUACAACGGUAGCUGAAACUGCCGUCAGCGCAGCUACAUCAGUCAAAGAAGCUGUCGUAGGACCAAGUACACCUGCUGCUGUACCGGAAGGAAAGAAGAAGGAAAAGAAAGAGAAAAAAGAGAAACCAGCUAAAAAUCAACCUGCCGCUAAAGAAGAACCUACAGGUCCUCUACCAAGUAUGAUAGAUAUGAGAGUCGGUAGAGUGUUAGAUGUGAAAAGACAUCCUGAUGCAGAUAGUUUAUACGUUGAAACCAUUGAUGUUGGAGAAGAGGAACCUAGAACUGUGUGUUCAGGUUUGGUCAAAUACAUGUCAGAAGACCAAAUCAGAGGUGCGACCAUUGUCGUCAUCUGCAACCUGAAACCCGUCACCAUGAGAGGAGUCAAAUCCUUCGCGAUGCUUUUAUGUGCAUCUUCAAAGGAAGGUAAAGAAGAAGGUGGUGUUGAAUUUGUUUUACCCCCAGAUGGAUCUCAACCUGGGGAGAGGAUCUAUUUCGAAGGCGAGAAAUACGAGAAUGCUACACCUGAAGCCCAAUUGAACCCAAAGAAGAAAGUCUUCGAGACUAUCCAACCUGGAUUCAUCACUCUUGACACCAGAGAAGCUGCAUGGAUCGAUCCUGAAACCAAGACUGUUCAUAAAAUCAGAACCAAAGAUGGUCAUCUGAAGGCACAAAGUAUGAUCGGGGCUAGUUUGUCAUAG
This is a messenger RNA of Kwoniella shivajii, 1212 nucleotides long. RefSeq names its product methionine-tRNA ligase, beta subunit. Bases 1 to 1212 code for a protein of 403 amino acids. The transcript has 6 exons. Gene Ontology annotation, molecular function: tRNA binding. The record is from RefSeq and is a predicted model, not a curated record. NCBI's taxonomy places the organism in Eukaryota, Fungi, Basidiomycota, Tremellomycetes, Tremellales, Cryptococcaceae.